UUUUACUCACAACAAAUUAUAAACCUGACUGUCCGACACAUUUUCAAUACUCUUUCUCCAUCCAUGGCAACCCAACUACAAAACAUUCCAUUCUUGCUUGAAAAAAAAGAUGUUAUCAUCAUUAAACCUGCAAAAUCUACCCCUUCUGAAGUUCUUUCGUUCUCCGCCAUCGACAACGAUCCCAACCUCGAAAUUCUAUGCCAAACCAUCUAUGCAUACAAAGCCAACCCUAUUUCCACUAAUGGAAAUGCUCAUCACCAUCACCCUCAUCACCCUGACCCUGCAUCUCUCAUUAAAACCGCAAUCUCCAACGCGUUGGUGCACUACUAUCCGCUCGCCGGAAAGCUAAAGAGGAAUGUCAAAGGUGAUAGAAAACUUUCCAUGACUUGUAAUGGUGAUGGUGUCCCAUUUUUAGAAGCAACUGCUAACUGUAAACUUUCUUCUUUGAAUUACUUGGAUGGUAUUGAUGUUCAAAUUGCUAAACAAUUUGUCUUUGAUAUUGCAUCAAAUAGUGAGUGUGGAGGUUACUUCCCACUAGUGUUUCAAGUGACUAAAUUUUCAUGUGGGGGUUUUACUAUAGGGAUGGGGUUAUCACACUCAGUGGCUGAUGGGUUUGGUGCAGCUCAGAUUUUCAGAGCCAUUUGUGAGUUUGCUAGUGGGAAAAGUGAGCCUACGGUGAAACCAAUAUGGGAAAGGGAGAGGCUAACUACAAGCAAAACUACUAAAAACCAACCAUCCAAAAUGAUCCCUAUUGAUAACCCUUUCUUUGGUUUAGCAAAAUCACCCUAUAUGCCAACUAAUGAAAUAGUCCAUGAGUGUUUUUGCAUAAAAAGUGAGACUAUAAGAAAUUUGAAAAAUAACCUAAUGAAAGAAUGCGGAAACGGAGAUUCGAAAGAACGAGAAACGAGUACUUUCACUACAGUUGAAGUACUCGGCGCGUAUAUAUGGAGGUCUCGAGUUCGAGCGUUUAAGUUUAACCUAGAGGAGAAAACUUUAUUCUCUUUAACUAUGGGGGUUAGACAACUUUUGACUAACCCACCUUUACCUAGUGGGUACUAUGGGAAUGCAUUUGUGCCAUCAAAUGUGGUUUUAGUAGGUAAGAAACUCAAUGAAGGGCCACUUUCUGAUGUGGUAAAGCUCAUAAAAGAGAGCAAGAAAAAAUGUGCAAAUGAAGAGUAUAUUAGGGAGCACAUAGAGAUAAUGGAGAAAUUGGUGGAGCUUAAUAUUAAAGUUGAGGGUGGUAAUGGUGCAACUAUGGUUCUAACAGAUUGGAGACAAUUGGGUUUGCUAGAGAAGGAAGAUUUUGGAUGGAAGGAUCCAGUGAACAUAAUUCCAGUGCCAUGGGCUAUGUUUGGUUAUGUGGAUUUGUGUAUUUUUAUGCCUCCAAGUAAUUUGGACCCAUCAAUGAAAGGUGGAGUUAGAGUUCUUGUUUCUCUACCAAAGGAUGUUAUGCCUAAGUUUAAGGAAGAAAUGGAUGGUCUCUUGCAUCUUGGAAAUGAUAGUUAAUUAGUGCUCAUGAUCUCUAUAUUGCCAUUAUAAGUUUGGUAUGGUAUUUAAUCUAUAGUGUACUUUAGUAUAACCUCCUUAUUAAGUGGAUUUGUAUUUAUGGAUUAAGUGGAUUUGUAUUUAUGGAUUUAGUUAUUAGUAGAUUGUAUGGUUAAAGUGAAUUGCAAGAAAUUUGUGGUUCGUUUAUAAAUGAAUGUAAUUGUAUUUGACUUAUUUAGUAAUUUUACUUUGUGAUAUUUGUGGAAUCAA
This is a messenger RNA of Mercurialis annua (annual mercury), 1755 nucleotides long. RefSeq names its product spermidine sinapoyl-CoA acyltransferase-like. The transcript has a single exon. The coding region runs from base 64 to 1506 and encodes 480 amino acids. NCBI's taxonomy places the organism in Eukaryota, Viridiplantae, Streptophyta, Magnoliopsida, Malpighiales, Euphorbiaceae. The record is from RefSeq and is a predicted model, not a curated record.